Messenger RNA from Pochonia chlamydosporia 170, 1128 nucleotides. RefSeq lists its product as hypothetical. Bases 1 to 1128 code for a protein of 375 amino acids. The record is from RefSeq and is a predicted model, not a curated record. The transcript has 5 exons. Lineage: Eukaryota; Fungi; Ascomycota; Sordariomycetes; Hypocreales; Clavicipitaceae.
AUGGCGCCUGGCAACCACUCUGGCGAAAGUCAUGCUAGCCAGGUCACCGUACCUUGCAUCAUCUUCUUCGUACUGACACCUAUAUUCUUGAUAAUAAGAAUAUGGAGUCGAUUAAAGAGGGGUUCUGGCUUAGGGAUGGAUGAUUACACGAUUCUGAUAUCAUUUGCGUGCACUCUUGCUGUUCAGAUUCUGAUGAUGAUUGCUGUUGAUUAUGGCUUUGGCAGACAUCUUCUGUCUCUCUCUAAAGAUGAUAGGCUUAUGGCUCUGAAGCUAUUUUACGUCGCUCAAAUUUUCUACAAAAUAACCAUCAACCUCACAAAAGCUUCGAUUGUUCUUCUCUACCUUCGUAUCUUCGUCCAACGAUGGUUCCGUAUCUGUUGCUACAUCCUUUUGGGCCUUUUCGUUGCCUACAUGAUUGCGACGGUUGCUGCCUCGAUCUGGCAAUGCAACCCUAUUUCAGGAGCAUGGGACAAGAGCACGAAUCCGACCUGCAUCAGCUUGACGAAGAACUGGUAUGCCAAUGCCGGCUAUUCCAUCGCUACAGAUGUAUUGAUUCUGUGUUUGCCAAUGCAACCUAUCUGGGCAAGCAAGCUGCCCAUCAAUCAAAAGAGGGCUCUCAUGCUGGUUUUCGCCUUGGGAGGCUUUGUCACUAUCACCUCUAUUAUGAGAGCUACGACUUUGAGCUUCUCCACAAAGAGUCCCGAUCCUACCUAUGACAUCACAUCCACCCUUUGGACAAUGAUUGAAGAAAACGUCGCCAUCAUUUGCGCAUGUCUCCCGAUGUGCCGCAUCGUCCUGGCCUGGCUCUUCCCCAAGGCCUUCUCAUCGCCCUCGACCGCCGCCAGCGGAGGUGACGGUUCCAAUGGCCCAGCCUACACCAUUGGGUCAGCACCAAAGCGUCUGUCUCGCUCACAAAGCGAUGAUGACUGGCAGCCGUAUUCCGGGCCUGCUAAGCGGGACGGUCACAACCGCAGUAUUGUCCGCCAUCACCCCGAAGACAGCAACAGCGAAGAAUUUAUCUUGCAGUCAGUAAAUAAACCCUCUGCCUUUGAGAUGGACGGAGGGGCGAUCCGAAAAACCACACACUACGAAAUUUCAUAUGAGCGCGAUUCCUACAACAAGGUGUAA